AGCUAUCGCACGCGGUGCGCGCCGCCGCGAACCGACGGGAGAACCCGUCCUCCCGCAUCUGGCAGGACUUCAAAAAGCGGACAAUCUACCUGCUGGAGUCGAUAAACACCCCGAAAACGAUCGUGUUCAUUGUGUCUGGGUUUGUGAUAUCCUGUGCAAAAGUAUCGUACUCGUAGUAAUUGCAGUCAUGCAUUACAAAUUUUUCCCAUAAGGUAAAUCCGCAUGACAAAUUUGAUUUGGAUUUCUCAUACUGAGGAAAUUUGUAAUGCAUUUAUACGAGUGGGAGUGCGAUACUUUUGCAAUGCAUAUGUGAAAGCGGGGUGCGAGGACGAGAAGGAGUUUUAUCGCAAAUGCUGUAUUAGAUUGCUGGAGAUUUUAGAUUAUGCAGGUAAAUGUUCUAUGACCGUCUCCACGACUGGAGCUGGAAUGGGUUCUGCGUCACCUCAGACGCAUUUCUCUCGUG
Molecule: messenger RNA, 463 nt
Organism: Amoebophrya sp. A120
Lineage: Eukaryota; Dinophyceae; Syndiniales; Amoebophryaceae
Source: the annotation of a GenBank genome assembly